Molecule: messenger RNA, 1479 nt
Organism: Fusarium falciforme
Lineage: Eukaryota; Fungi; Ascomycota; Sordariomycetes; Hypocreales; Nectriaceae
Exons: 1
Coding region: 1-1479 (492 amino acids)
Source: RefSeq, a predicted model, not a curated record
AUGAUCUUCUCGAAAGUCGGCAGCCUGGUGCUCUUUGCUGGCCUUGCCACAGCCUCUCCUUCAUUCUUCACGCCAAAUACAACAGAAGGCCACGAAGCUCCUGCUCACGAACCCGCACAGCCAGUUCAUGAACCUGCUCAACCAGUCCAUGAACCAGUGCAACCAGAGCAUGAGCCAGCGCCACCGGCCCAUGAACCAGCUGCUGGCUGUGAGCCAAUACAGGUCACUGUUCACGAGAUCGUGACUGUUCACGUCACACUCCCUCCUGAGAUCCAGCACGUGACAGAGACGGUCCACGUCACAUUACACCCAGAGACCAUCCACGUGACAGAAACCGAGGUCAAGCACCAGAUUGAGACCAAGGUGGAAGAGGUGGUCGUCGAGAAGCCUAUCGAGAAGUUGGUCACCAUCAUCCACACUUCCGUUGUCAACAAUGAAGUGGAAAAGCCCGUCACUGUCAUCCACACGUCAGUGGUGAACCACGAAGUCGAGAAGCUUGUGACAGUCAUUCACACUUCUGUGGUUGAGAAAGAGAAGGAGGUCAAGGUCACUGAAACUUCAAUCGUCCACAAAGAAGUCGAAAAACCCGUCACUGUGGUUGAGACGUCGAUUGUUCACCAAGAGGUCGAGAAGCCAGUCACUGUGAUCCACACAUCCGUGGUGGAAGUCGAGAAGCCUGUUCAGGUCGUCCACACAGUCGAAGUUGAAAAGCCUGUCGAGGUGCCAGUGACAGUUAUCCACACCUCUGUCGUGGAGAAGCCUGUACAGGUUGUUCAUACAGUCGAAGUCGAGAAGCCGGUUGAAGUGGAAAAGCCAGUGACCGUCAUCCACACGUCCGUGGUCGAGGUCGAGAAACCUGUCCAAGUCGUCCACACUGUCGAGGUUGAGAAGCCUGUCGAGGUACCAGUGACAGUUAUCCACACAUCUGUCGUGGAGAAGCCUGUACAGGUUGUUCAUACUGUCGAAGUAGAGAAGCCAGUCGAGGUGGUUCAUACUGUCGAGGUUGAAAAGCCCGUUCAUGUUACCGUGGUUCACACCGUCACGGAGCACGGAGCCGCAGAGACGGUACACGUCACGGCUAUUCACACAGAGACAGUCCCUGCUGCUGAACAUGAAAUGCCGGCUGAGGAGGAACCGGUCCAUGAACCGGUGGUCGAGCAUCCUGGCCAGGCUGAACCUGCUCCUGAACAUGUCCCUGAGGCUAUGCCCGAACAUGAGCCCGAACCUAUGCCUGAGCACGAGCCUGAGCCCAUGCCUGAGCAUGAACCCCAACCCAUGCCCGAGCAUGAACCUGAGCCUGAAGCUAUGCCUGAGCAUGAACCCGCUCCUGUGCCGGAGCAUAAGAUGCAGCAGGAGGAGAGUCAUGAAAAGGCUGAACCUGAGCCCAUCCCAAUCGUGAUUGUCCCAGGGGGAGGAUGGAAGGCCAACGAGACCCUAGCACACAUCCCAGGUCGUCGUGCCGUUUUUAAGAGGUGGUGA